AUGAUGGCGAUCGGGGCCCCUUGCGACCUGGAAGACGGGGAGCUCUCAGCUUCCCCUGCUGCUGCUCAGGCUGCAGUAGCAGUAGCAGCAGCACACGUUGCAGUGGCAGCAAAGGCGUCAUCAGUAGCAGCAGCUGCUGCAAUCGAAGCAUCUGAUGCAGCAGAUGACUUCUUCGAGGCAGUGUCAGCUCACCGACAAGAGCAAGAUCAAAGAUAUGCGAAUGGGAGGAACACUCCUCUCCGUUCCUCCAUUCCUUUGUCAGGUGUACAGACACCUGAAGCUCGAUGUAGAGAUGAGGGGCGCCAACACCACACAGAGGAAUCCUCAGCAGCUCUGUGUCCGUCGGAACCCCCAGAAAAAUUCGUGCCAACAGCGGAGCCCCACCGGGGGCCCCCCAAGACUCCUUCAAAUAGCAGGCCUCCUCAGGGGCCCCCAUCCAAGGGGCACCUAAGGGCAUCGGCUGCUGCCGCUGCAGUUCACGAGCCUCAUGAGGAGGGGGUUAAUGGGGGCCCCGAGGGCGGCAUCGGCAUUUCUUCUCAGGUUGCCCCAAGCAUACCUCUUGAGGGGGCCCCUGGCGGAGGCCAACGAGGAGACCCCUUUCCACCUCCUCACAGCAGCAGACCCUCUGAAGGGGCCCCUGUACUGGAGGCGACAGCAGCAGAAGUAGAGUCUGCUGCACUGGAGCCAUCGCAGACAGACAGAAGGGGCCCCAUGGGGCCCCCGCAGGACACUGCACGCUCUCGGGGGGCCCUCAGUUCUGCCCGCUCUUUGUUGUCGCCAGCGGGCAGCAUAGUUGGCAUGCUGCAGCAACAGCCGCCGCCGCCGCAGCAGCAGCAGCAGCAGCAGCAGCAACAGCAGCAGCAGCAACAGCAGCAACCACGGAGGCUAUCAGACGGCAAGCGAGGGCUCUUGCCGCUGAACCUACAGAAAGCACAUGCUCAACGCAUGCAGACAAUCGACAUUCAAAGGGGAACAGAAGGCGUGGACGGCCCCAUAACGGUGGCACCCGAUGAGGACUUAUUAGACCAACUGCAUAAACUCUCUACGAAAAUCCAGGCACAAGAAGACGAGAAGCGGGUGAUGGCGGAGGAGAGUUUUCAGCUGGAGCAAAUACUGAAGCGGCAGUAUCACGCGGACAUUCGUCAGAAAUCAGAGCAGAACAGACAGCUGGCACUCGACAACCAAACCCUGAGGCAGCAGAUAGAGAAACUGAACGCAGAAUGCGAAGGAUUGAGGGGAGCUGUAGCUGUAGCCGAGGAGGUCAUGGCUUCUUUCUUUGAAAGGCGGAUGCGGCCCCCUCUAGAUAUGCCAUUAAGCCAGCGGGACGAGGAUGACAUCGUCACUGUGUCUACUGAUUCGUCCCUAGAAUGCCGACUUAAUGCUUUAUUUGCUUCGAUAAGAAACGCAGUAGCUGAUGAAGAAGAAACGCUGGACAUUUCAAAAACACAGGAGCUGCAGCAUCGGCUGGAAGGGGCAGCUGCCUUAUGUCGGAAGACGUCUGCUGCAGCAACUGCUGCUGCAGCAACAGCAUCUUCAUCACCCAGACCUGUGGAGAGCUUCACGGAGAGCGCUCAAGUUGUUGCCGGGCUGCCCGCUCAGGUUCGUGGGUCACCUAGAGCUGCUGCAGCGCGAGCAGCCGGAGGUACAGCAGCAGCAGGGGUGGCUCUGCUGCAGCAAGAAAGGAGGCCCCCCACGCUGCCUCGUAUUGACGUUGAUGCGGCUCUGCCCAGCAGCGAAGCCCAGCUAGAAAGCCUUAAACUGCAGAUCGAAAGACUCCGCGAAAACUUGGGUGCCUUCACAGAAGGACUGCUGCAUGCACACGAGAGGCACCUGCAAACGCAGAGAACCCCCAGUGUCGCUGGGGGCCCCGAGGCCCCUCCAGAGAAGGUGGAGGGCCCCCCAAAGUAUGUGGAUGUCUCCCCAGUAGAAAGGGCAUUUUCAAGGUCCCCCACAGCAAAGGAGGUUCAGAAGGAUAUACCCCGGGCAACACCUGCUGCAGCAGCAGUGCAAGUGCCAGCAGCAGCAGCAGCAGCAGCAGCAGCGGCAUCGUCAGCAGCAGCAGCAGCAGUGCAAGUACCAGCAGCAACAGCAGCAGUGCAAGUACCAGCAGCAGCAGCGGGUGCUGCGAAGGGCCCACCAGGGCAUAUGGGGCCCCCAGCGCCAUCAGCAAUAGGAAAGACGAAAUCUUUAUGGGGUGCUGUUCCGAAGCGAGACGACAAGGCAACGCCUGUGCUUCAGCUGCCGCCGCAGGGUGAACGAGUGCGGGGCGCUGUGUUGCGUCCUGCUGCUCCUCACCAGCGACAGCAGCAGCACAACAGCUCUUGCAGUGCAGAAGGAAGCUGGGGAUCAUGUCUGCAGCUUAAUGGGGGGGGAUUCUUCGAUGCUUGUUGUGAAAGGGCAGCAAAACCUGGGGUGGUGCUACCACCACUCAAACAGCGGCAGCAACAGUGCAGCAAGGGGCCCUGCAGCCGGCAGAGGGGGCCCUCCAAGGGGAGCUCCUCUCUGCUGGGGCCCCCUGGGGGCCUUCCCGUAUCCGCCUCUGCGGCGAGUUUGCUGCCAGCCCUGAAGCCGGCUCCAGCAGCAGCAGCUGCUGCUGCUGCUACUUCUCGCGCUUCCAGAGGGGGGCUCAUGGGUUCGGCGUCCGCAGUGGAUCUGUCUGUGGUGGGGAGGCCCCUGGGGCCCCCUCGAGGGCCCCCUCCCCCUACUACAUCGCUUUACACAGGCCCUAGAUACGGCGCCUACCCUGCUUCUGUUGGGACCCUGCAGGGGGGCCCUGUCUUAGGGCCCCUCCCUCUGCCCCGGCGGGUGCAGCAGCGAGCUGUGUUGCCAACAGCAAACAGGAAGCAGUGGGCUGCCUCUUCUCGCAGCAACAGCAGCAACGGAAGCAGCAAGGUAUUCAGCCGCACGAGACGCAGCUGCUCCCCGAUAAAAGAAAGGUCAGAAGACGCUCCAGCUAAGGGGGCCCCAGGGGGUGAUCCCUCCUCUGACAUCCCUGGGGCCCCUCUUUCUAUUGAGUCGAAGGUCAGCCCAUCAGCAGCAGACUCUAGAGGGGAGGCGCCCGACGGAGCUCGUCUUAAGACCCCGCUUCUUGUUCCGGAAGACUGGGGGGCCCCGGGAUCCCAGGGACAGGUGGAGGUGGGGGGGGGCCGGGGGCCCCCCUGUGCCCUCCUCAGGGGCCCUCCGCUGUAUGCUGUAACACCGCCCAGGGAACUGUCGCCUGUCGGGAUGCCGCCAGUUGACUGGAGCAAAGGAGGGGCCCCCUUGUACGCAGAGAGCAUGGGGGACUACGCGGGCGCUAGUGCUGCCCGAGCUGCUGCUGCAAACCAAGAGGCAGCAGCACUAGCAGCAAGACUGGUGUCGCCUUCUUCCACCUCCUUUGUACAUUCUUACAGUCAGCCGCCUAUAAGGGCAUCCCCAAUGGAGGCAGUAGCACACCUGAGCCAUGCUCUGCUGCAGCAGCAGCAGCAGCAGGCGUUCAUCAUGUCUCUGCAGUCUCCAGCAGCAGUAGCAGCAGCAGCAGCAGCAGCAGGAGGUAAUGUAGGCAUUCUUCGAAGCCCUAUAAAUGCAUACAGCCCGGUGGACUGCCGAUGUGCUACCCCACCCAGUAUGAGGUCCCCUCCGUUUGCUGCCGUAUCGGGAGGUCGGGGGGAGCCCCUGAGGGGCCCCUCACCUACCGGGGGGAGGAGUGGGGGCCCUUGGGGAGCAUGCGGCUUGCUAAGCCCUUUGUGUUAUUCUAAUCCCGCUCUUAAGAGCCCUAACAGUAGCCGGAGCACCAGCAACAUCCACAGCAUACAGCGACAGAAGGAAGAAGUGGGAGAGUGGGUCCAAUCGAGGCCCUGA
This is a messenger RNA of Eimeria mitis, 3840 nucleotides long. RefSeq lists its product as uncharacterized. The record is from RefSeq and is a predicted model, not a curated record. The transcript has 8 exons. The coding region runs from base 1 to 3840 and encodes 1279 amino acids. NCBI's taxonomy places the organism in Eukaryota, Apicomplexa, Conoidasida, Eucoccidiorida, Eimeriidae.